Thermothelomyces thermophilus ATCC 42464 is the source of this 1640-nucleotide messenger RNA. RefSeq lists its product as uncharacterized. The transcript is spliced from 3 exons. Gene Ontology annotation, cellular component: cytosol. NCBI's taxonomy places the organism in Eukaryota, Fungi, Ascomycota, Sordariomycetes, Sordariales, Chaetomiaceae. Gene Ontology annotation, biological process: L-methionine cycle. Gene Ontology annotation, molecular function: adenosylhomocysteinase activity. The coding region runs from base 162 to 1511 and encodes 449 amino acids. The record is from RefSeq and is a predicted model, not a curated record.
CUGCCCCUCUUUUAAAGUCCGUCGGCCAAAAGCAGCCCACAUCGAUAAUUUCCUCUCCUACCCCCUCUCCCCCUCGACCUCAAGCCGAAUCUUCUCCUCCCAACCCACUUCUACCCAUAGCACCAGGCAGGUCCUUUCAGCCGUCGUCCUUAGCUACAACAAUGUCUGCUCCCGCCCACAAGUUCAAGGUUGCCGACCUUUCUCUCGCUGCCUUCGGGCGCAAGGAGAUUGAGCUGGCCGAGAAUGAAAUGCCUGGUCUCAUGUCCAUCCGCAAGAAGUAUGCCGCCGACCAGCCGCUCAAAGGUGCUCGCAUCGCGGGCUGUCUGCACAUGACCAUUCAGACCGCCGUCCUCAUUGAGACCCUCGUCGCCCUUGGUGCCGAGGUCACAUGGUCUUCGUGCAACAUUUUUAGCACCCAGGACCACGCCGCGGCUGCCAUCGCCGCGGCUGGCAUCCCCGUCUUCGCCUGGAAGGGCGAGACCGAGGAGGAGUACAAUUGGUGCUUGGAGCAGCAGCUUGUCGCCUUCAAGGACGGCAAGAAGCUCAACCUAAUCCUGGACGACGGCGGCGACCUGACCCACCUGGUGCACACUAAGUACCCCGAGAUGCUCAAGGACUGCUACGGCCUGUCCGAGGAGACCACCACGGGUGUCCACCACCUCUACCGCAUGCUCAAGAAGGGCGAGCUACUAGUUCCUGCCAUCAAUGUCAACGACUCUGUCACCAAGUCCAAGUUUGACAACCUCUAUGGCUGCCGCGAGUCGCUCAUUGACGGCAUCAAGCGUGCUACUGACGUUAUGAUUGCCGGAAAGAUCGCCGUCGUUGCCGGUUUCGGUGACGUCGGCAAGGGCUGUGCCGUCUCUCUCCGCGACAUGGGCGCCCGUGUGCUCAUCACCGAGAUUGACCCCAUCAAUGCCCUCCAAGCCGCCAUGGCUGGCUACGAGGUAACCACGAUGGAGAAAGCCAGCAAGAUCGGUCAAAUCUUUGUCACGACCACUGGCUGCCGCGACAUCUUGGUUGGUAGGCAUUUUGAGGCUAUGCCCAACGACGCCAUUGUCUGCAACAUUGGCCACUUCGACGUGGAGAUCGACGUCGCAUGGCUCAAGGCCAACGCCCAGUCUGUGCAGAACAUCAAGCCCCAGGUGGACCGCUACCUGUUGAAGAACGGCCGCCACAUCAUCCUGCUGGCCGAGGGCCGCCUUGUCAACCUGGGCUGUGCCACUGGCCACAGCUCCUUCGUCAUGUCGUGCAGCUUCACCAACCAGGUACUUGCUCAAAUCUUGCUCUACAAGAACAACGACGAGGAGUUUGCCAAGAAGUACGUCGAGUUCGGCAAGAUCGGCAAGCUGGAGAAGAAGGUUUAUGUCCUGCCCAAGAUCCUGGACGAGGAGGUUGCCCGCCUCCACCUGGCUCACGUCAACGUUGAGCUUACCACCCUGACUGACGUCCAGGCUGAAUACCUCGGCCUGGAUGUCGAGGGUCCCUACAAGAGUGACCACUACCGCUACUAAUUGUGUACACAUGGCUGUGCCGAGCACGCCGCGGGAAACGGAGUUCUUUUCCUUUAUUACGAUAGAUAUUCAACAACUUGGAUCCCGGACACGUCAUGUGGGCAUGUUUUGGGGCUGGUUUCGGAGCAU